Pestalotiopsis fici W106-1 is the source of this 831-nucleotide messenger RNA. RefSeq lists its product as uncharacterized. Bases 1 to 831 code for a protein of 276 amino acids. The record is from RefSeq and is a predicted model, not a curated record. Lineage: Eukaryota; Fungi; Ascomycota; Sordariomycetes; Amphisphaeriales; Sporocadaceae. The transcript has a single exon.
AUGGCUAUGAACGAUCAGCACAGCAUGUCUCACGACGAGCUUGCUGCCAUGUUCUCCCGCAACAUGACACUUCAGCAGCUGCAGCAACAGUCAGUUGAGCAGCAACAGCCCAUUCAGUCCAUGGAAACGAAAGCCGAGCCAGAGCCGGAACCCAUCGUCUAUGCGUCGGUACACUACACCCAUUCAGCACAUAUAGCUCAAGCACAAGAACCCGAGGUCGAGCGCGAGCGGCCUUCUUCCGAACCGCCCCAAUCUCGACAACCAUCCGCCGAGGACAUCCUCAAACACUAUGGUGUCAACCCCGCCAUGCUCUCAGCAGCCCAGAUGGACCUGUUCAGAACCGCCGAGGACGCCCAGAAGGAGAGAUUGAUUGAGCUUUGGCAUAUCUGCCCUCCUAACAAUGCCCAAGAGAACCCAACCAGCACAAAUGUUCAGCAAGAGGAAAUGCUGGCUCAGCUGCGAUACGAGAGGAAGCUUCAGGAGGAAGCUGACCAGCAGAAUCUCAUGAGUAUGGAUGGUACUCCUUUGACACCAGUCCAAACCGGACAAGGCGAGUGGACCGGAACUAUUUCCUACAUGGAGCCCUACAUGAUGUCGGGGUACGAAGAACUGGCCAGACGCGAGUACGAGGAGACCGCCAGACGCCAAUACGAAGAGGAAAUGAAUAGCACCAAGAAUGUCUACUCCCACUUUGGAUCAGCCGUUGGAGGCCCGAAUUAUCGCCAGGCUACGGAUCCUGCCUACAACACAACCAAUGAUUGGGACCGUCAAAGACAAGCGAUGGAGAACCAAUAUGGAGCCUUCCAAAUGGGCGGUCAUAUGGAUUUCUAA